GAGCACCAUCGAGUUAGUUCCAGGACGCUUUCAGAAGACGACUCUGGCUUCGCGAAUGCACAUCAGAUACGAGUGCUACUUUUUCGGUUUAUGAACUCGUCCAAUUCUGUAUGAUUGGACGUAUCAGCUAAUUGGAUUCCACCACAACAAAUUCAUAUACACGCACGGAGUUUCUCUGCCGAUAUGAUAGGUUGGUAUGGCAGAUAGGCAAUCCAGUUUUACACGAAAGCGGUUAAUUAAUAACGUAAUUUUUAAAGGCGGAAUGAUGGGCAACAUUAAUUAAUUAUCGCUGUACGUUUUGCAUGAGCCAGGAGAAAUAACCGCGAGGUAUAAUUAGUAAUCGUCCGGUAAUGAGUGCGAGGAAUAUCCGUCACGCGCAGCAUUGGCAGCACCGUCUUCCUCCAGAACAGAGGUCCUGGGUCCGGGUGACGAACGCCAUUGGCGCAGGCGACGGCGGGGGGGCGUGGACGAUCCUUCACCGGAAUGGAGGGGAUAAAACAAGAAUAGUUUGUGGGGAAGACUUUACAGGAACCAUAAUAUUGUCGAACGCCAACCGAGUCAGUUCGCGAUUGUUCCGGUGGGUGUUUUAUGCCAGUGUUUAGUGAACACCAUCAAACUGUUCUCGCCGACGGAAGAUAUGUUGACUAUGGAAUCGGACCUCAAAGGAGGUAGUCUCCAUGCGAACAUGCCGCCUCAUCACGCGUUACAAUCGUACGGAUCCCUCAGUGCACUCGGUCAAGGACCGAUGCACCAGCUGACCCAGCACCCUCACCAGUUGCACCAUCAUCAACAGCCGCCCCAGCUCCAACAUCAGACCCACCAUCAGCCGCAACAUCAGUCGGCUGCCCAUCAUCAGCAAGUCCAACAGGAGGUUAGCAACAACAACAAUAACACAACCAAAGGUCAGAAUGUCGAAAGGGUGAAAAGACCGAUGAACGCUUUCAUGGUCUGGUCCAGGGGACAGAGGAGGAAAAUGGCCCAGGAGAAUCCGAAGAUGCACAACAGCGAGAUCUCGAAAAGGUUAGGUGCCGAAUGGAAGUUGCUUAGCGAGACCGAGAAGCGACCCUUCAUCGACGAGGCGAAGAGAUUACGCGCCUUACACAUGAAAGAACAUCCCGAUUACAAGUACAGACCGAGGAGGAAAACAAAGAAUUCCUUGAAGAAGGACAAGUUUCCCCUGGGCGCCACGAGUGUGUUGCAGAACUCGGACGUUUCGCGUUCGAUGCCAUCGUCCGCGGUCCAACAAGUCACCGCUAGGGACGUGUAUCCCAUGCCCAACGGUUACAUGCCGAACGGUUAUCUGAUGCAUCAUGAAGCGUCCGCGUAUCAACAGCAAUACGGUGGUGCAAGUUACGGAAGAUACGACAUGGGACAGAUGCAACAUAACGCGUACAUGAACGGCGGUUAUGGACAUUACGGCGCCCCGACAGUUCCAAACAGUGCGGGAUCACCUUACGCGAUGCAGCAGCCCAGUUCGUCACACAGUCCAUCGGGUUCCAGUAUAAAAUCUGAGCCAGUGUCGCCUUCGUCAGGCCUACACACGCCUACCCCGGUUGGCAUCAAAAGGGAGUACGUUGGACAGCAGCAGCAAGGCGAUCUGAGGCAGAUGAUCUCGAUGUAUCUACCCCACGAGGGUGUACCUCCGAUGGAACAGUACAGCUCGUCUCAGGGCGCCUUGGGUGCAGGACAUUUAUCUCACAUGUGAGAACCAUUGUUUGCGGCCGAUCUCGAGAUGCCGCACAUGUGAAUUGUGUAAAUAAACGUGUAAAUAUGUAAGAAAACUGUAAAUAAUCGUAAAAUGUCUCGUGGAUUUUCCGUUGAUGAAACGACUGUGGUCCCGUUCUACCUCGAUCGGUAAGUGUUUUGUGGCUCUGGCGACUCUUUCAUUCCAUUCAUGAGUACAAACUUUUUUACCAAUCGUGCAGGAGGUUCUAAGUUUAAUUAGGACCUCUUUUUUACCAUAAUCGACUAUUUAUGCGACGCUAUGACCACAAGCCUUGGAUUCAGUAGAAUGUGACCAUUUUUUACUUCUUAAACAUCAAUUCAAAUUCUUCAAUAAUAAAUGACAUUAUUUCGAAAAUUAUUCGUUUCCUUCUGAACGUCCAACUCAUAUGUUGAUUGAAAAAACCUUCGAAGCAUACUCAGAAUAUUUUCGGUUAAAAAAUGUUUUUGUCAAUAUGCAUCAUUAUGUCUUCAAAUUUAAUAUCUCAACACUUCAAAACAUAUCUACUUAGUACUCAAUCUAAUAUCAUUCAUUAUUUGUUCAAUAAAUUCCGAAAUAUAUGUAGAUUGAGAACUAUAUUAAUAAAAUCUCAUCCUUUCUUUUAACUUGCAGUUUAAAAGAAUCAUUUGAUUAUAUUUGUGAAUUAAUUAAUUCCUGGAAUCUUUAUUUAAUUUGAAUAUGGCAAGAAUGAACUAUUCUUCCUUCCGUCGCGUGGGUUGAUUUUCUUUUCGUCUUCAUUCAUACCAAAUUUUUCGAAAAUGAGCUUCCAAGGUUUUUCCGACAGUACCUAACGCAAAUAUUGAUGGCGUUCAUUUUGAAGCAUAACGUCACACAAAAAUUCGCUUCUGUAAUGUUUUGUGUCCAACCUCCCAGAAAAUUAUCAAAUGAUGUGAUCAUGACGUGAAACAAGAUUUAUUUUUGUAUCGAAAUUCUAAAAGAAAAUUUUGUAUUUUCUUUUCAGAUCAUUUGCGAUCAUUUGCAAUAAUUUUCGAUUGACGUUGUAUGUUUUGUAUAGUACUAUGUUAAUGAAGAAUUUUGAUCUUUUCAUUGUACCGUUGAUUGUUAAUAACAAUGUUAAUAUCAAAAUCACCUUUUCAAUCUGUGAUCUUUCGUAUAUAUAACUUUUAUGAAUUAAAGAUAGUGUUGUUUGUUUCGAUUUAGUAUCACAUACGAGCUUUGUAUAUAUUUAUUAUUGUGAAGUCUUUCAUUUAAAUUGUACAGUGUGUUUACGAAAUUAUUAGUAACUGGAGUAAAUUAUGUAAAUAUAAUUGAAAUUAAUAAGUU
Messenger RNA from Coccinella septempunctata (seven-spotted ladybird), 3007 nucleotides. RefSeq names its product transcription factor Sox-2-like. Gene Ontology annotation, molecular function: DNA-binding transcription factor activity, RNA polymerase II-specific; RNA polymerase II cis-regulatory region sequence-specific DNA binding. The record is from RefSeq and is a predicted model, not a curated record. The transcript has 2 exons. NCBI's taxonomy places the organism in Eukaryota, Metazoa, Arthropoda, Insecta, Coleoptera, Coccinellidae. Gene Ontology annotation, biological process: cell differentiation; regulation of DNA-templated transcription; anatomical structure morphogenesis. The coding region runs from base 638 to 1705 and encodes 355 amino acids.